CAUAGUUGUUCAUAACUUCAGUCAUACUAAUUUAUUAUUAUAUUGACCGGUUGGGUAUUCGCAGACACCGGAUCCCUAUAAAACCCGAGUCCAAAGAUCGACGAAAAUUCAUCAAAUCUUGGGAAGCGGCGAAGGUAUCCGCUACUUGCUCUGCUCUGCUAGAGGUCACGAUCUCUACGGGGCUCUAUCGGUCUUAAAAAAAACCACCGCGAACUGGAAGAGCUCCUCUUCUUCCGCCGCCGAAACACAAAGAAUCUAUUAUUAUUAGGUUUUUUUUUUUUUUUUUGGUUUAAUCGGUGGUAGAGUUCAAAAAUCACAAAGGCAGCCCAGCCAUGUCCGGCAUCCACCGCUCCUCUGGUGCUGCACUGAAAAACGGCCUCCCUCCCCAGGAACUCCUCGACGAUCUCUGCAGUCGGUUUGUUUUAAAUGUACCAAAAGAAGACCUCCAGUCAUUUGAGAGAAUUUUGUUUCUCGUGGAGUAUGCACAUUGGUUCUAUGAAGACAAUUCAGUGGAAAAGAAUCCAUCGCUGAAGUCAUUCACUCUGAAGGAGUUCACUUCUUUAUUAUUCAACAGAUGUGACGUCCUAAAACCUUAUGUUGCCCAUUUGGAUGACAUUUUUAAGGACUUCACUUCCUACAAGGUCCGAGUUCCUGUAACUGGGGCAAUCAUUUUGGAUGAGACCUAUGAACGGUGUGUGCUAGUGAAGGGUUGGAAAGGGUCAAGCUGGAGUUUUCCACGAGGCAAAAAGAGCAAAGAUGAGGAAGACCACGCAUGUGCCAUCAGAGAAGUCCUGGAGGAAACAGGUUUUGAUGUUUCUAAGUUUCUUAACAAAGAUGAAUACAUUGAGUUGAUAUUUGGACAGCAGCGAGUGCGGCUCUACAUAAUUGCUGGUGUGAAAGAUGACACUUCCUUUGCUCCACUUACCAAAAAAGAGAUCAGUGAAAUCGCAUGGCAACGGCUUGAUGAACUUCAGCCAGCAAAUGACGAUGUGAUAUCUCGUGGGAUUACUGGCCUCAAGCUUUACAUGGUGGCGCCCUUCUUGGCAUCUUUGAAAUCAUGGAUUUCAACACAUCAGUCCCCAAUAGCUCCAAAACCUGACAUGCCUCUCAAAGGAAUGUGUGUCUGGAAAGCAAAGAACAGUUCGACUGGGAAUAGCAGCAGCAGUAGCCCAAUGAUAAUGGAGAGCCAGUCAACUAAACCUGAGCCUGAUAACCCAGCACCUGGCAAGAGCUUCAGAAACUUUAGAUUCGAUACCUCAUCCAUCUUGCAAGCAAUGGAAACUGCCUUUUCUGCUUGAAGUCCUUAGUAGUUUUUGUAAAGUGGUUUUGAGUUUUACAUAGCUGGGUUAGUUUUCACCGUGUCACCUGUAUCAUUACACAUUCACCACCCUUCCUUCACGCAGGCUUCGUAGCUGUACCAGCUGUAUAUGUUUGUGUCAGAUUUUCAGGUUUGGGUUAUAUGUAUAUUUCUGUACAGAAGCCCUUUUCUGGCAAAAUGAUAUGAGCUUCACUUUGUUCAUCUUUGUUAUCAGUAGAAUUAAAGUCAACUUAGCAGUUCUUGUAA
This is a messenger RNA of Quercus lobata, 1564 nucleotides long. It is a transcript of the gene DCP2, whose product is annotated as decapping 2. Gene Ontology annotation, molecular function: RNA binding; manganese ion binding; 5'-(N(7)-methylguanosine 5'-triphospho)-[mRNA] hydrolase activity. The transcript is spliced from 8 exons. Bases 333 to 1298 code for a protein of 321 amino acids. NCBI's taxonomy places the organism in Eukaryota, Viridiplantae, Streptophyta, Magnoliopsida, Fagales, Fagaceae. The record is from RefSeq and is a predicted model, not a curated record. Gene Ontology annotation, biological process: deadenylation-dependent decapping of nuclear-transcribed mRNA; nuclear-transcribed mRNA catabolic process, nonsense-mediated decay. Gene Ontology annotation, cellular component: cytoplasm.